AUGUUGAUGAAUUUGAAUGAAGGUUGUUUAGAAUAAAUAGAUGAUAAAUGUCUAAUUUGUCAAGAAGGUUGGAUUUAAGAUGAAUUUCUUGAAAAUUGUCAUCCAAUUUGUGGAGAUGGAAUAAUUCAAGGUUAAGAAUAAUGUGAUAAUCUAAUACCUGAUCAGUCUUGUUAUUAAUGCAAGCUUGCUUGUGUUGAAAAUUGCUAAAUUUGUGAAUUCGGAAUUUGUUUAUAAUGUAUUGAGGGAUUUAUAAUGAAUCCCAAUUUUAGUUGCGAUCCGUUGUGCGGAGAUGGCAAUUUGACUCCAUAUUCAUCCGAAUAAUGUGAACUAGCUGUUAAUGGUGUGGGGGAUGGUUGUCAUGAUUGUUAAUUUAUUCCAAUCGCUAAUUGUAAAACUCAAUUAUUUUCAAUUUGUUUGGAAUGUGAACUAGGAUAUAAAAUGUUAGAUAAUGCGUGCUUUCCUUAUUGCGGAGAUUAAAUAGCUCUUUAAUAAUACGAGGAUUGCGAUGGAAAUCUUGAAUCUUAUGAUGGUUGCUAUUAAUGUAUGUUUGAGUGCAUUGAAGAUUGUAACAUAUGUGAUCGAGGGUAAUGCAUUUUGAAAUGUGAAGAUGGAUUUGAGUUUGUUGAUAACGAUUGUCUAUCUGUUUGUGGUGAUAAAAUUGUAACAAAAUAAGAAGAUUGCGAUGAUGGAAACAAUAUAGAAUUUGAUGGUUGUUUUCACUGUCAGUGUUCUUGUCCAGAAAAUUGCUCUAAUUGUUACCAUGGUACUUGUUUGGAGUGCAAUGAUCAAUUAUCGCUUAUUUCAAAUUAAUGCAAUUAAUAAUUAAGUUGUGGAGAUGGAUUGGUUCAGGAAUAAGAGGAAUGCGAUGUUGGUAAUUAUUAAGCAGCCGAUGGAUGCAACAAUUGUUUAAUUGAAUAAAAUUGGGUUUGUAUCUCAAUUACAAAAGAUUCUCCUAGCGAAUGUGCAUUUGUAAAAGCUCCAGGGUUAGUUAUUAAUUAUCUCAAUAUGACUUAAAAUAAAUAAUAUAUAAGCAUCUAAUUUAAUUAAGAAGUAAAAAUAUAUACACUUUAACCCUUAUCAGAAACCUUAAAAUUUGAAUUGUCAGAUAUAGACAAGAAACACUGGAAUAGCAGCUUAUAAAUAAUUUAGGAUGUUGGAUCAUAUUUGAGUUUUGGAGAGUAUGUUGUCUAAAUCGAAGUCUACUAAUUACUUAAAUUCAGACCACUAUUGACAAUUUUUGUAAAUCAGGAGGUUGCUAAUAUAGAUAAUGCCAUUUUGGAUGAUGAUGAAAAAUAAAUAACAUUGCAAUAUCCAAAUUAUCUCAAUGAUAAACAGAAGGAUUACUCUUAAAGUUUGAAAAACUUUAACAAAUAUUUGAUUUAUUGUUUAUCAGGAAUUACUAUUAUCAGUCUUCUAUUAGGAAGUGGAGAGUUAUUUGUUGAGAUUAUGGCAAUCCUUUAGUUUUAGCAAUACUUAAGAUACAUAAAUUUAUAAUACCCUUAAAAUUUAGAAAUUUAUUUUUCUAUUUAUGAUAUGAUAACUAUUCAACCUCUAUUGGAUUUUAUGUAAGUUGAACAAUUUUUCCAGUUUAUUGAAAUUUAGUCAAAUUAAGAAUAUUCUGAUGGAAAAUUUAGUGUUUACAAGUAAAAUUCAAGCUUGA
This is a messenger RNA of Paramecium octaurelia, 1660 nucleotides long. The record is from the annotation of a GenBank genome assembly. NCBI's taxonomy places the organism in Eukaryota, Ciliophora, Oligohymenophorea, Peniculida, Parameciidae.